AUGGGCGGAAAGAAGAUUGACUGCUAUAUUGACAUCGUGUCGCCAUACAGCUUCUACGCGUUCUCAUAUCUCCAAGCGAACCGUGCUCGUCUUCAAGCUUUAGAUGUGAAAGUAGAGUACAUCCCCGUCUUCCUUGGCGGCAUCAACGUUGGUAGCGGGAACAAACCCCCCUGGACCCUCCCCGCCAAAGCCGCAUACAGCCAAUACGACGGCAAACGAGCGCAGCGCUACUUCGGCCAUGAUUUCCAGAUUCCGAGUUUCUUUCCUAUUCUUUCGCUCUUGCCCCAACGUGCCUUGACGUUUAUCAAGCAGACGCACGCAAAGGAGCAGUAUGAAGCGGCGUUCCUCGCCUGUUUUGAAACGAUGUGGUACAAGCAUCUCGACAUCUCAGUACCCGAGAACCUAUCCAUUGCGCUACGAAAGGUCUUUGAUGAAUCCAGUGUCCAAGACAUCCUAGUCGGCGCAAACAAGCCUGAAACGAAGCAAGCGCUCACGGACACCACUGCCAAAGCCGUGAAGGAGCUUGGGGCAUUCGGGUGUCCGUGGUUCUGGGUGUAUGAUGGAAAGGGCAAUGCCGAGCCAUUCUUUGGCAGUGAUCGGUUUCAUUAUAUGUGGGAUUAUCUUGAUCUGCCGCAUCGGGAUCUGGAGCUGGUGCUGGGAGCUGGAGGGGAUAGAAGAGGGAAGGGGAGGUUGUAG
Aspergillus mulundensis is the source of this 696-nucleotide messenger RNA. RefSeq names its product putative DSBA family oxidoreductase. Gene Ontology annotation, biological process: glutathione metabolic process. The record is from RefSeq and is a predicted model, not a curated record. The transcript is spliced from 5 exons. Gene Ontology annotation, cellular component: peroxisome; mitochondrion. The coding region runs from base 1 to 696 and encodes 231 amino acids. Gene Ontology annotation, molecular function: glutathione peroxidase activity; glutathione transferase activity. NCBI's taxonomy places the organism in Eukaryota, Fungi, Ascomycota, Eurotiomycetes, Eurotiales, Aspergillaceae.